AUGCAAUCCAACUCUAAUUUAAGUAAUAUUUACCAUGAUUCUAAAGUUGCAGUGUCCAAUGGAAGGCAUUCUAGAGUAAAGCCACUGCCUCCAGUUGUAGGUCAUGUGAGCCAUCAUAAUAUUGAACUGAGUUGGAACUUGGAAGAACAACGAAAAGGUCCUCAAGAGCAAUGGCUAAAAUUUUCAGUUGAAGGAGAAGACCCCAAGUUACAUAAAUAUGGGCUGAUUUACACGGGAUAUGCCCGACAGCAUGUUGUGGAAGGUCUUGAACCUAGAACAACGUACAGAUUUCGACUUAAAGUCACAGAUCCUAAAGGAGAAUCUGUUUAUAGUUCACCUAUUUGUGUAACUACAACAAGUGAACCAAUGAGUGGAGAACAGCUCCAUCGUGCUGUAAGCAGGAAUGAUUUAGAGGAUGUUGUUAUUAUUCUUCAAGGAAGGAAAGCUGUAGUAAAUACACUCAAUAAACUAGGACUUUCACCAUUGAUGGUUGCUUCACAAAAAGGAUAUGGAAGGCUUGUACAGAUUUUGGUAGAAAAUGGAGCAGAUGUGAACCUGAAAAAUACCAGUGGAAAAGACAGUUUAAUGAUAGCUUGUUUCGCUGGUCACCUGGAUAUUGUCCAGUAUCUCAGAUCCCAAGGGGCUUCCUGGCUAAGCAGGGAUUUUGGUGGAUGUACGGCUAUGCACUGGGCUACGGACGGAGGGCACUGUGAUGUUAUUGAAUGGAUGAUCCAGGACGGCUGUGAGGUUGACCCUAGAGAUUCUGGCGUGGAAUGGACUCCACUAUUGAGAUUAUGUGCAUUAUCAGGAAAAACAGACGUAGCCACAAUUUUAAUAAAUGCUGGAGCUGAUGUGAACGUAAAAGAUAAGGAUGGCAAGACAUCUCUGAUGGUGGCAGCUUUAAAUAAUCAUGAAGAUUUGGUUGCAUUAUUAUUAGAGAAGGGAGCAGAUCCUGAUAUUAAAAAUGAGUUUGGUAAGGAUGCUCUGGACAUGGCCAAAGGCUUGAACAGACAGAGUGUGGUUUCAAUAAUAGAAGAAAAGAAAAAUCAAUUAAGCAAUACAGCUGUUGAUCUUGGAUCUACCCCUUCCCUGUUAUUUGAAGAAAGUGCAUCUUAA
Molecule: messenger RNA, 1116 nt
Organism: Thamnophis elegans (Western terrestrial garter snake)
Lineage: Eukaryota; Metazoa; Chordata; Lepidosauria; Squamata; Natricidae
Gene: FANK1
Product: fibronectin type III and ankyrin repeat domains 1
Exons: 12
Coding region: 1-1116 (371 amino acids)
Biological process (GO): regulation of apoptotic process
Cellular component (GO): nucleus
Molecular function (GO): protein binding
Source: RefSeq, a predicted model, not a curated record